AUGAAGAAGGAAGUGGUAGGAUUGGCAGCAGUGAGCACAGCAGCAACAGUUGUGGUGGUAGCAGCAGUUAUAAGGCAAUGGAAACGAAAAGAGCAACAGUGUAACCAAACUCAAAGAAUUAUACACAAAUUUGCCACGGAAUGCGCCACUCCCGUCUCCAAGCUAUGGCAGAUAGCAGACGCAUUGGUGUCUGAUAUGCACGCUUCAUUGUCAUCAAAUCACUCAAACAAAACCCUUAAUAUGCUUGUUUCUUACGUUGAUUCACUUCCAAAUGGGGAUGAGAAGGGGUUAUUCUAUGGAAUAAAUUUGAGAGGAACCAAUAUUUUGAUAUUGUGUGCGAGACUUGGAGGAAACGAUAACCCUAUUACUGAUUUACACAGGGAGGAGAUUCAUAUUCCUCCUAAUGUGAAUUUUGGAACUUCACAGGAAUUAUACGAUUUCAUGGCUGUAGAGAUAGAAAAAUUUGUCUCUGCACAUCCAGAGGACGAUGAUGCUCCACAAAAAGAAAAGAAAUUGGGUUUUAUCUUGUCAUAUCCAGUGGAGCAAGUUGCAUCAACCUCUGGCUCUGCUAUAAAGUGGAAGCGUUUUGCGGUUAAUGAUGCAGUUGGAGAAACACUCGUGGCUGAAGUCAAUCAAGCUCUGGGGAAACUUAACAUGAACAUUCGUGUUCAUGCAUUGGUUGAUGAUACAAUUGGAAAUCUAGCUGGAGGUAGAUACUAUGACCGAGAAACUAUUACUGCUGUUACUCUUGGAAUGGGCACAAAUGCUGCCUAUAUUGAAUCACCACAAGCAGUCGCUAGUUGGGAAGGCCCAUCACCCAAAUCAGGCGAGAUGGUUAUUAGCACGGAAUGGGGAAACUUCAGUUCCCCCCAUAUUCCGAGAACUGAAUUUGAUGCUUAUUUAGAUGCUGAAAGCUUGAAUCCUGGUUCCAGGAUUUUUGAAAAGCUAAUUUCAGGAAUGUAUUUGGGAGAAAUUGUGAGAAGAGUACUACUGAAGAUCGCCCAAGAAACUGCCUUAUUUGGAGAUACUGUACCUCCAAAACUUAGAGUUCCGUACCAAUUAAGCUCACCGGAUAUGGCUAUCAUGCAUCAAGACACAUCUGAAGAUCAUGAAGUCGUCGGUAAAAAACUCGAGGAAAUUUUCGAGAUAACAAAUUCUAGUAUAAUGGCAAGAGACGUUGUGGUGGAGGUUUGUGACAUUGUUGCAGAACGUGGAGCACGCCUAGUAGGAGCUGGCAUUGUGGGGAUUCUAAAGAAGAUUGGUAGAAUUGAGCAUAAGAGAAGUGUAGUAAUUGUUGAAGGUGGACUUUACGAGCACUACAGACUCUUCAGAAAUUAUUUGCACAGCAGUAUAUGGGAAAUGCUAGGGACUGAACUCUCAGAAAAUGUAAAAUUUGAAAACUCUCAUGGGGGCUCUGGAGCUGGGGCUCUUUUUCUAGCUGCUUCUCAAUCGUAG
Molecule: messenger RNA, 1455 nt
Organism: Mangifera indica (mango)
Lineage: Eukaryota; Viridiplantae; Streptophyta; Magnoliopsida; Sapindales; Anacardiaceae
Product: probable hexokinase-like 2 protein
Exons: 9
Coding region: 1-1455 (484 amino acids)
Biological process (GO): glycolytic process; intracellular glucose homeostasis; glucose 6-phosphate metabolic process
Cellular component (GO): cytosol; mitochondrion
Molecular function (GO): ATP binding; D-glucose binding; mannokinase activity
Source: RefSeq, a predicted model, not a curated record